GCCAGAGGGGGGUGCUGGGGAUGACGAGCCGCUGAUCUCUGGUGACACAGGGACUGUUCAGAUUACAGGCACCAGAGAGCCACUACAGACCAGUUUGUUUCAAGGACUUUUGUCACUUUUGGUUAGCUGUUUAAAAAUAGAAGGAAAAUUAAACAAAAGUUGGGCUUUCGGUUGGAGGUUGUCAAGGUCACUUAACAUGUUCUUACUGUGAUGGCACAUGUUUCAUAUGUGUAUAGUAUGUCUGGAUGCUACGGUGUAUCAUAAUUUUCUGGUGUACGUGGGAAUAGUGUGGCAUCCGUGACUGUGCAGUGGUGUGAGGGGGACAUGCAUAUAUAUAUUUUUUUGUGUGUGUUUUAACUGCAUGUGUUGUUUUUGCACUUAUUCUGUUAUGGUGUUGAAACGAGGACAUUUCUUUUUGUAGGAGGGGAGGUAUGUAACCUAUUUUUAUGGGCUUGCCUCUUUAUAAUGUUAAGUUCCUGUUAUAAGUUGUUAUACAGUAUAUGCCUUGUGCUCUUAUUUUGAAGGCGCCAAGAGCGGAAGUGAUGACACGUUGUAGUGGAGCGAAGGUUUUGAAAAAAAGAAAAUAAAGUGGUCCUCGUGUAAAUCUGGAGCUUCCGUGUUUGUUAUUUUGUAGUUUCUACAGUAUAGGCGACAUUUAUAAACCCUCGGUUACAUUAGUAGUUGUUUGUGUCCGGAUACAUUAGUCUGAGCGCACUUUAUCGCGUCUUGUGCUAGCUUAGCUUGCUAGUUAGCUUAGCUUGUUAGCUGCUAACAAAGAGACGCGGACGUUAUCAACACAUCGCUAAGUAGAGAUCAAAUGUGAGUGUAAAGUGUUGUGAUUGUGUGAAAAUGUGCGAAAGAACGAUAGCAAAGUAUGAGGAGGAACUUUGUCCAACAAAAGAGGAGAAGGAGCGACAACAUCAACUACUGGACGCUGUUUUCAAGAAACAUCAAGUUGUGUUACACAGAACAGACGUCCAGCAGCCCCCUCACAUUAAAGAGGAAGAGGAGGAUCCACAGCUCCCACCAGAGUGUCUUCUAGGGCAGGAGGAGGAUGAUCUCAGCAAGUUUCCACUGACUGUUGUCUCUGUGAAGACUGAAGAGCAUGAAGACAAACCACCUGAGUCCUCACAGCUUCAUCACAGUCCAAACGUCUGUGAAGAACAACUUCUACCUGAAAAACAGGAGUGUAGCUUCAGGAUGGUGAAGGAGGAUCCAUCAAAGAGGAAGACCAGGCGCCACGGACCCUCUGGUGUCUCCUUUUCCUCUUUGACACAGACCCUGCCCUGUAAAAAGGAAGAGGAAGACUCACUGACCCCCCACAUUAAAAAGGAAGAGGAGGAAUACAGCAUCAGUCAGUUGGAGGAGUUCCCAGUGAUUGUGAAGGGUGAAGAUGAUGAGGUCAAAGGUGAAAGUGAGGAGAAGAGAGGGGCGGAGCCUCCAAGCAGCAGCUCAACACAACACAUGACAACAGAAGCUGAUGGAGACCACUGUGGAGGAUCACAAGCAGACAAGCUCUUAGCUCCACUAUCAGAUAGUGAGGACACAACGUCACACUCUCCUGACACUGAUAUAAAGUCUAAAGUUGACACGACAUGUCACACUGACAGCAAACGAUUCAAAUGUUCUCACUGUGAGAAAACUUGUAAUCGCCGUGAUCACCUGAAAUUACACAUGAGAAUACACACCGGAGAAAAACCAUAUAUGUGCUCAGUUUGUAGUAAAAGAUUCUCUCGGAAGGAAGAUUUGAUCAAACACACAAGAACACACACUGGUGAAAAACCUUUUUCCUGCUCGGUAUGCGGUAAGUGUUUCCCCCAAAGAAACUGUCUGAAAGACCACAUGUAUUUACACACUGGAGAAAAACCUUUUUCCUGUCCAAUAUGUGGUAAAGAUUUUGUACAAAGACAGUCUGUAAAAAUACACAUGCGAACACACACUGGAGAAAAACCUUUUUCUUGUUCAAUAUGUGGGAAAAGUUUUUCAGUAAGUGGGUCUUUGAAAGUACACAUGAAAUUACAUACUGGAGAAAAACCUUUUACCUGCCAGAGCUGCAACAAAAGCUUUACUGAAAGUUCAAAAUUUGUCGUACACCAGAGAACGCACACUGGUGAAAAACCAUAUUCGUGUUCGAGCUGCAACAAAAGUUUUUCUGACCGAUCAGCAUUUGUGGUACACAAGAGAACACACACUGGCGAAAAACCAUAUUCCUGUCCGAAAUGCAACAAAAGCUUUAAUCAACGAUCGGCAUUUGUAAGCCACAAGAGAAUACACACUGGUGAAAAACCAUAUUCCUGUUCAAGCUGCACCAAACGCUUUAUUGACCGAUCAGCAUGUGUAAAACACAUGAGAUCGCACACUGGUGAAAAGCCAUAUUUGUGUUCAGGCUGCAACAAAAGCUUUUGUACCCGAUCGUCACUUGUAAAACACAUGAAAAUACACACACGAGAGAAAAUGUUUAGUUGCAACGUGUGUCGUGAAAGAUUCUCUUAUCAGUACGAGUGUAACAAACACAAGUGUGCUGGUGAGGACAGCAGCAGUAAAUGAAGCGGCAGGGUCUGAAAUAAACUGUCAAAAUUAAUUUUUAUUAUUUAACAUCAUCAGUACACAUAACUCGUGUAACAUAAUUGUGUGUUACACAAUCUUGUUAAACUGUUUCUACAUUCAUAAAUUAUAUAUUUUAAAUUAGUACUUUUUUUCAGUCAAA
Molecule: messenger RNA, 2707 nt
Organism: Nerophis lumbriciformis (worm pipefish)
Lineage: Eukaryota; Metazoa; Chordata; Actinopteri; Syngnathiformes; Syngnathidae
Source: RefSeq, a predicted model, not a curated record